Molecule: messenger RNA, 2254 nt
Organism: Sesamum indicum (sesame)
Lineage: Eukaryota; Viridiplantae; Streptophyta; Magnoliopsida; Lamiales; Pedaliaceae
Gene: CSTF64
Product: cleavage stimulating factor 64
Biological process (GO): mRNA 3'-end processing
Cellular component (GO): mRNA cleavage and polyadenylation specificity factor complex
Molecular function (GO): mRNA binding
Source: RefSeq, a predicted model, not a curated record
UGGAAAUCUAUGGAGGGCAAGGGCGCCAUGCGAACUCCCUCUCAAUCUCUGUCUCAAUCUAAACCUUUUCCCCCAGUUUUGAUUUGUAGAUAAAAUAGAAGUGAUUGUAGUACUAAAUAAGAACAAGAUUCAUCGCUCCUGGUUCCCUUUUUUCUAGAUUUCUUCUUGAUUUAGGUUAAGGUUUCCCCAAUACACAAGAGUGCAGAGAUUUGUAAUACUAGUGGGAAUCGUCGGUUGGAUUAAGAAGCGUUGUGGGAGUGCGGAGGGAUUGCAAUUGAUAGUGGGAAAUAAAGGAAAGAGAUGAAGCUGACUCCGAAUUCUGAUUUUUGCCCUGGUUGCAGCUUCAGUUUCUUCUUAAUCUUCUGAGACAUCAUUUCGUUUCAUGGCCGCCAAUUCUCAAUCCCAGCAUCGAUGCGUUUUUGUUGGGAAUAUACCUUAUGAUGCUACUGAAGAGCAGCUUAUUCAAAUAUGUGAGGAGGUCGGCCCUGUUGUUUCCUUCAGAUUAGUUAUUGAUAGAGAAACUGGGAAACCAAAGGGUUAUGGGUUCUGUGAGUACAAGGAUGAAGAGACAGCUCUAAGUGCUCGUCGUAAUCUUCAGGGCUAUGAGAUAAAUGGACGGCAGCUGAGAGUUGACUUUGCUGAGAAUGACAAGAAUGCUGACAGGAACCGUGAACAGGGGCGUGGUGGCCCUGGUGUUUUUCCAAAUGCUGAUGCUUCAAGACAAUUUGGGGGUCAAGCACUCCUUGGACAUCCCAGUCUUCACCAGCCAAUAGGUGAUUCAGUUGCUAUGGCAGCUGCAACUGUCAUGGCUGGAGCACUUGGAUCUGCUCAGACUGCUAGCACAUCAGGUCAGAUAGGAUUGCAAAGGCAAUCCUUGUUGGGCACUGAUCCUCUGACUCGUCAUUUGGCCAAAAUGUCAAGGAGUCAGCUGAUGGAAAUUGUGUCUGAAAUCAAGACAGUGGCUACACAAAAUAAAGAACAAGCUCGACAGCUCUUACUAGCCAUCCCAACCUUGCCAAAAGCUCUUUUUCAGGCCCAGAUUAUGCUAGGGAUGGUGCCCCAACAAAUGUUGCAGCAGAUGCCAAAUAUUCGGCAAGCUUCUACACAACCAGUGCAGUCAUUGGUGCAAAGUGCUCAAAAUCUUCCUGGCCUGCCUCCACUUCCACAGAACAAAAUGCAACUGGGUGUGCUCCCUUAUGCACAUGAAAGUCGAGUUUCCACUGGUGUACCAAAACAAUAUGCUGCAGUUCAGCAAAUUCCUACACAAUCUCAAAUUCAACGUCCACAACUAAUGCAAAACCAAGUCCUACAGCAAGGUCAACUACUUGCGCAAUCUGGAGUCUCAUCUCUUCCCUCUAUUCACCACCAAUCAUUUGGUGGUCUGUCAGUUGGACCACAAACCCCACAAUCUUCCUCUUCUUUUGACCAAAUGCAACAUCCUUUGUCACAAAAUGUAGGCUCAGUUCCACCUACUAAUCCAGGUUAUAAUUAUCAGCCAAUGUCUCAGAACACCGGCACACAUCCUUCUGUGCUUGUACGCCCACAAUUUUCAGCUGCAGGCUUUCAGCCUAGCUCCUCAACAUCCCCUGCUGUUCUGGAGGAUAUGGAUCUGAAAGUGCAUUCAUUAAGUCUCCCUGGAAAAACAAGAAUGGUUAGCAACAGCACGGACCUAGUGGACAGAGCGUCAAAAAUGGUGAAAUUGAAUGAGGGAAGGGCUACCCCUUCUUCACAGGCUGUAAAUAUAGCCACUCUGUCUGCACCAUUCCCAACUUCAAACAUUCCAGGAAGACAAGCUCCCAGAGUAGACGAAACUCGAAACUCUGAGAAACAAGCUUCUCAGAUGCAACUUCCGCCAGAUGUAGAUUCUACACUGCUUCAGCAAGUGCUGAAUCUGACACCAGAGCAGCUAAGUUCCCUGCCACCGGACCAGCAGCAGCAAGUGAUUCAACUUCAGCAGAUGCUCCGGCAGGCAACCUAGUUUCAUGUAUUACAGUAUUAGUUCCCCUACCCAACCAAAAGGUUUAUUUCUCCUCUCUAGUAUGUUGAGGAUGAAAACGGGCAAUUUUUUACUGAAUCAAUUUUACAUUGUAAAGUGAUUAUUAGGUCUAGAUGCACGGGAGUCGUGGCAUUCAUGUAACACUACAAACUUCUUGUUACGAUUGAGAUGAACAGAACAUGUAAAGGAAUAGAAAUUUUGGCUUUCCUCUUCAUCUUUUGCUUUGUUUAAUCAUAAGCUCUUAAUAGUAUUUCUCGA